AUGCUCAUCAUCGGGCUGACGGGCUCAAUAGCCACCGGCAAAUCCACCGUCUCUUCAAUCCUCUCCUCGGCUCCCUACUCCCUCCCCAUCAUCGAUGCCGACCUCCUCGCCCGCAAGGUCGUCGAACCGGGCACAGCCGGCUACAAGGCGAUCGUGAACUACUUUGGACCCAGCACGCCCGAGCUUCUUCUCGAUGAGCCCUCACCCGGUGCCGGAAAACCACUCAACCGUCCCGCGCUAGGUCGUCGCGUCUUCGGCGACACAGACGAACGCAAGCGCGAUCGCCAGGUCCUCAACGGAAUCAUUCACCCCGCCGUUCGAUGGGAAGUCUACAAAGCACUGAUCUUCCACUAUAUCCGUGGCCAGUGGGCUGUCGUCCUUGAUGUGCCGCUUCUCUUCGAAAGUGGCAUGGACCUCAUCUGCGGAACUGUCAUCGUCGUCGGCGUCCACGACCCGGCCGUACAAAUGGCGCGCCUCCGCGCUCGAGACGCCCACCUCACCGCUGAAGAUGCGGAGAACCGUGUCCGGAGCCAGGGUGACGUGCGCAUGAAAGCUGCACAGGCAGAGUUCCGUGGGACAGCUACGACGAGAGGUGUCGUGGUAUGGAACGAUGCGGAUAAAGAUGAGCUGGUACGCGCGGUCAAGGGAGCGAUGGUUAGUAUUUCGGCGUCGAGUCCGCGCUGGUGGGCGUGGGCAUUGCUUGUUGCACCGCCUGUUGGAUUCGGAAUUGCGGCAUGGAAUUUGGUGGUGAAUUACGCGACACAGAGAGGGUGGGAGAGGAAAAAGCGGGAGGAGAAGGCGAGAUUGUAG
Molecule: messenger RNA, 810 nt
Organism: Penicillium argentinense
Lineage: Eukaryota; Fungi; Ascomycota; Eurotiomycetes; Eurotiales; Aspergillaceae
Product: putative dephospho-CoA kinase
Exons: 1
Coding region: 1-810 (269 amino acids)
Biological process (GO): coenzyme A biosynthetic process
Molecular function (GO): ATP binding; dephospho-CoA kinase activity
Source: RefSeq, a predicted model, not a curated record